CACGGGAAAAGCAAAGGACGGCGGCGGAGGGAAAUCCCGGGCCGCUGUGUGACGUCGCCAUCAGCUGGUUCACAUGAGUGAAUGGAAGCGGAUGUAGGUGAUGUAUAGCAGCAGAGUCCUAUUACAGAGGAUCGACAUACACCUUCAUAACGCUGCCUGUGGAGAGACCCUUCGUACUUAGUACAGAUCUGAAGAGUCCUUUAAAAACUGACGUGUGAAUUAGGAAACCAAAGGAGCGUUUCCCAAAACAAGUUCAUCUACGCAGGAAGAUACAAGAAGUGAAACAUAUAGCUCCACAGAUUUUGGGAAUAUGACGUCGGGUUCAUCGAUGAUGAACGGGGAUAUCAGUCAUCCACGCGGAGCCCACGGGUCCAGUGCUGGGAAUGUGGGAAAUUUAGAGGAGACUCUCCAGCAAAUGAACACCCUGAUCAAGGAGAACAGAGAAUUGAAGGAGGCCCUGAAACAGACCAACUUGUCCAUGAGAGAGAGAUUUGAAAGCUUGUCUGCAUGGAAGGAGAAACAAAAGGAGGAGAGAGAUUUCCUGGAGAAACGACUAGAGGAGGCUAAAGGCAGACUGAACAAUGUGGACCUCGAGAAUGAGGCACUGAAGAAGCGAGUGCAGGAGCUGGAGAAGAGUGGAGCCGAGUGUUUACACUCUGAGCUGGAGGCAUUACGGGGUCAGAUUGCCAGACUUCAGGCUGAGAAGAAUGAUCUGGUAGCCUUGAACUCUGAACUCCAGCUGAAAAUGGGUCAAGGGUCACCCGAGGACUCCUUUAUCGAGAUCAGAAUAGCUGACAAUGAGUUGAAUGUGACCAGGGAUUUGCCUGGAACACCAAAGGACCUGUCCAUGUCUUACAUGCCAAAGGCUGAGUCAGAGGAACAGACUGUAAGGCAGCUGCUUCAGUCCCUCAGGAGAGAGACUGAUGAGAAGGAGAUGCUGCAACUCAAGCUGCAGGAGGCAUGGAUGAGGACAGCAGAGUUGGAGCACAAAGUGGAACAUGCCGAGAGCAGCGCACAGACGUCUCUCCCCUGUACAACUGAUAAAUCAAGCACUGAGGUGAAGGCUCUGAAAGAUCAAUUGAUGAAGCUCUGCAAUGAAUUGAAACAGGCUCAGAUCAAACUGGAUGAGGCCGAGAACAUGAAGAAAAACCUACAGGACAGGUGUAAAGACCUGGAGCAGGAUCUGCACACUCUGAAGACUCAGCUGGGAGAUAAACAGAAGGUCCAGGCUGAGAAUGAGACCCUGAAGGCUAAGAUGGAGAGUCUACAAGCGGCUAUCAAACUGGAACAGAAGAAAACUCAGGAUGAGAAGAAUAACCUGAACCAGCUUAAAGAUGCCUACACCAAACUUUUUGAGGACUACAAUGAACUCCAAGAGGAAAAGAAGAGAGAGAUGUUGAUUUUACCAGUAUCCCUCUCUGCCGUACGCGAUCAGGGGAGUGUACGAGAAGAGUACGAUGACCUCCAAACCAGGUUUGCUGCAGCUGAGAAAGCACUGGCAGACAAACAGCAGAAGAUUGAUGAGAUGAAAAUGGAGAUCUUUGAGAAGGAGAAGGAAAUGGAGACCAUCACUGUUUUCAAAGCUCAGGCAGAAAUAUACUCUUCAGAUUUCUAUGCAGAGCGAGCAGCUCGUGAGAAGAUUCAUGAGGAGAAAGAGCGUUUGGCCACCCAGCUGGAAUAUGUGAAGAAACAAAACAGCCAACUGCAGGAGGAGAUGGAGUCACUCGGCAGGCAGUCCUUGUGUGAGGUGCAAAGGAGACAUGUGUCCCAUGGGGCCAAUCCACAAGGGCCCACAUCACCCCAGGCCAGCAGAGGUGAUUGGCAUCAGCAGAAUAUUCCCGAUCAUGCUUGUCCAAAGUGUGGAGAAGUCCUGCCUGACUUAGACAGCCUUCAGAUCCACAUUAUGGACUGUAUCAUCUGAAGCUGUUGCCUAGCAACCACACAGGAUUCUACCCAUAUGUGAAUCAGUUGUUUGACAGCUUUAUUUUGAAGCACUAAGGAUAUGGCCACCCUAUAAACAUUAUGCUUAAAUUUCACUUAUUUUAAAAGAGGUUCCUAAAUUAUCAGUAACAUUCAUUAUCAGUAAUAUUCAGAAUAAUCUUGCCACAUGAUAUUGGUUAAAGAAGAGAAUAAGGGUGUAACAUGUAGUUUUGUUGCUGGCUGGUUGGACUUUCUCUAAAUAGACUCUUAAUAGCAGCAACAUUCUUUUAAGAUGCUUUAAGACAAACUAUAUGUAAAAUCCUAACAAAAGUAUAUUUAUGAUAUAAUGUUACAUAUAUGUUAUGCUGCAGUUUAAAGAUUUCUGUUUGUUUGGAUAAACUUUCAUGUUUCUGAGUGAAUCAUUUAUUUUUUAACUCAUUUAAGGUUGGAUUAUACAGAGAAGUAUGUCUUUUGCUCUCUAUGCCAUACAUGAAGGAUAGAUAUAUAUACAUGCACGCAAAUUUUUUACAUUUUGUUUAAUCUGUUGAACUUAAAGCACUUUAUCAUUAGCAUUGAUUAAAAGUUAGAUUUGGGGCAACUUUCAAUAUCACUGUGUCUAAUCAUGAACAACAGUGUAUAUGGAAUAUGCCUAAAUGUAAUAAAUACUUGUCUUAUGUUCAACUAAAAAUGUAUUUUCUUUGAAACAUGCUCUGAAGGACGUUAGUGCCCUCUUGUGGUGAACUGUGUGAGUAAUGUGGGUAAAGUUGAAAGGCUGUGCUAGUAAAGUAGUAGUACACCUGCAGAAGAUGACUUUAAAACUUUACAGCUUCAUUUUCUGUUACAGCAUAUAUUUCUGUAAAGCUGCUUUGAAACGAUGUGUGUACAAAUAAAAAUGACUUGACCUGCAGAAAUGCUGUUC
Molecule: messenger RNA, 2839 nt
Organism: Myxocyprinus asiaticus (Chinese sucker)
Lineage: Eukaryota; Metazoa; Chordata; Actinopteri; Cypriniformes; Catostomidae
Product: optineurin-like
Exons: 14
Coding region: 311-1921 (536 amino acids)
Biological process (GO): regulation of canonical NF-kappaB signal transduction; Golgi ribbon formation; protein localization to Golgi apparatus
Cellular component (GO): cytoplasm; Golgi apparatus; nucleus
Molecular function (GO): K63-linked polyubiquitin modification-dependent protein binding
Source: RefSeq, a predicted model, not a curated record